AUGGACAUAUCGAAAUCUUUAGGUUACAAAGAUUUUUUAUGGGCAAUUAAAUUAAACCGUCUGAGUUUAGACUUUAUCGGUUUAUGGCCUAAAACUGAUGAAGUCGCUAAAAAGAAACUCGGCUCUGACAUUCGUGCGGGUUUUGCUUUUAUUAUGAUGGUUUUUGUCUCUGGUAUUCCUCUUGUACAUGCGCUUAUACGAGUUUGGGGCAAUAUGACGCUAAUGAUAGACAAUUUACGUAUCACAUUACCCGUUCUAACAAUUUGUUUACAAUUUGUUAUUAUGCGGUGGAAACAAACAGUCAUAUCAUCCAUCAUAAAAACGAUAGCGGAAGAUUGGACAGCGACAAAAUUAAACACGGAGAGAGACGUGAUGAUAAAACAAGCACGAAUUGCACGGCUAAUCGUAAUCAUCGUAUGCGUUAUAAUGGGAUUGGCAUUUGUCAUACUAAUUUUUUUUCCUUAUUUUGGCAUACAAAUUAGACAUUUAACGAAUCUUACGGAUCGUAACAAACCGUUACCGCUACAGACGUAUUACAUCUACGAUACCGAUAAGGAUCUGCAAUUUGUGCUGACGUUUUUCUUUCAAGUCAUACCCAACCUUCUGGUAUUAAUAUCUUACGUUGCGAUAAAUACAUUUUUAGCAUUUGUGAUUCUUCAUAUUUGCGGUCAGUUAGAGAAUUUCAAGUGUCGAAUAGUCAAUUUGGUCUCGUGCAAAGACUUUGACAGAGCUCUGAGUAGCAACAUAAUGAUUCAUUUACGUCUUAUCAGAUACGCCAAUAGUAUUGAAAAUACAUUUACAUUUGUAUUGUUUUUAUCGGUGCUCUUGUUUGGUGUCAUAUUUUGUCUAUGCGGAUUUGCAUUUCUUACUGUGAUUAAAGAUGAAAACUUAAACUCUAAAACUUUUUCAAAAAUAUGUUACUUCGUUAUUAUUGUCCUCAGCCAACUUAUGCAAAUAUUUUUCUACUGUUUUGGAGGAGAUUUAAUAAUAGCACGAUGCGCCGCUAUAUACCGAACUAUUUGCGAUCUUGAAUGGUAUACAUUGGAGUCACGCAAAGCGAGAAACUUUAUCCUACUAAUGUUACUAGCCAAGGAACCUUUUCGUAUUACCGCGGGAAAAGUUCUUCCGCUAACAAUGACCACUUUUUGUAGCCUAUUAAAAACAACGGCUAGCUAUGUAUCUGUUCUGCUAACAACGCAGAGUUAA
Molecule: messenger RNA, 1206 nt
Organism: Nylanderia fulva
Lineage: Eukaryota; Metazoa; Arthropoda; Insecta; Hymenoptera; Formicidae
Product: odorant receptor 13a-like
Biological process (GO): sensory perception of smell; detection of chemical stimulus involved in sensory perception of smell
Cellular component (GO): plasma membrane
Molecular function (GO): odorant binding; olfactory receptor activity
Source: RefSeq, a predicted model, not a curated record